ACUUGAGCAGCUCCAUAAAACGGCAGAUCGUUGAUUCUAUCUAGCUGCAACAGCGCGGAGUCAGCGUCCGGAACCAUCCUAAAAAGAUGGAAAUAGGUAGCAUCUCUACCGGCACAUCACCCACCCCCGUCACAGUUUCCCACCAGAUCAAACGCUCUACAAGAGAAAACCCUCAGUUUCGUGGUAAUAUGGAAGGGCAGUGCGCUGGUUCAUCAAAAGUUUUACUGGCUUACAAAAACGCAUCGCAGCACUUGAAUUCGUCUGGAAUCAAAGCGGGCUUGGGCAUACUUAAAGUCGCUACCUCCCAAUGGAAACAGGAAAAAAAGACGCUUUCGGGAGCAGCAGUAAGGCAAAUGUCCGCUGCCAACAACAGCCACCCUUGCAAGAGAUCCCCACUUGAUCAGCUGGCAGCUCUGGUUCUCCAUGGUCAAACCCGGCAUCGCCAGAUUAGUCAGGGGCACCCACAAGAUCCUCUUUACUUCACCAAGCCACAGAACUCUAAGCGCAUCGUAGUUCUUGGUGCUCCACGGGUCGGAAAGACCUCAAUCCUAAGAAGAUACAUGAUAGACGGGUUUGUGGAGGAGUACAAGCCCACUUCCGAGGAUUUCCUAAGGAAACUGUUUCGUAUCCGUGGGGAGACCUACCAAAUUGACAUCCUGGAUGCAUCCCGGGAACGGGACUUCCCAGCCAAGCGGCGGCUGUCUAUCCUCACUGGGGACAUUUUUCUUCUAGUAUUCAGUUUAGAUGAUCGGAGCUCUUUCGAAGAGGUGUGCGCACUGCGAAAGGAAAUUCUGGCUGCUAAAUCCAAGCUCAUCAGAUCCACUGUGCCAGAUCAUUGCGCACAGCCACAGGUUCCUCUGGUGGUCUGCGCCAACAAGGUGGAUCUCCAGGAAUCCGAGAGAGAAAUAACUAAGGCAGAGGUUCUCCAAGCCCUCGGGGAUGACUGCGCCUAUUUUGAAACGUCCGCUAAGGAGAGCACUAAUCUCGAACAAGUAUUCGAGACUUUGGCAAAGCGAGGUGGGCUUCCGACCGAAACUGGCCCGUCGCAACACCGCAAAGUCUCUCUCCGCUCAUAUCAGGCAAUGCGGAGCGGCCGUGUAGCGGGGAGGGGGAAGCAGGUCUCUGAUAGAGAUGUUCCCUGCGGCACACUGUACCCACUGGCCCGGCGACCGAGUUUUACCACUGACCUUCGUCAGGUUAUUGGACCACAUACGACAAGGAAGCCCGGCAAAGGACUGGAGAAAUGUUAUAUUCAGUGAGAGACACAAACUAUGAGAAGAAACACAGAGCGAAUAACACAGUUCAUAAAGCACCGAUAUUUAUUUAAAAAUAAUAAUAAUGCCUUAUUGUGCGUUUACAUG
Messenger RNA from Pundamilia nyererei, 1361 nucleotides. RefSeq names its product RASD family member 2b (gene rasd2b). Gene Ontology annotation, biological process: signal transduction. Gene Ontology annotation, molecular function: GTP binding; G-protein beta-subunit binding; GTPase activity. The coding region runs from base 87 to 1259 and encodes 390 amino acids. The record is from RefSeq and is a predicted model, not a curated record. The transcript is spliced from 2 exons. NCBI's taxonomy places the organism in Eukaryota, Metazoa, Chordata, Actinopteri, Cichliformes, Cichlidae.